This is a messenger RNA of Pocillopora meandrina, 5182 nucleotides long. NCBI's taxonomy places the organism in Eukaryota, Metazoa, Cnidaria, Anthozoa, Scleractinia, Pocilloporidae. The record is from the annotation of a GenBank genome assembly.
AUGUAUAGCCAGUUUGUGGCUGGGGAGACUCUACCAGCUAUACUGAACACAAUAAGAGAGCUGGAUGAAUGUGGAAUAGGAACAAUGUCAUGCAUCCCUAAUGAAGAGGAUCUUUCAACUGAUUUCGAUAACUUUAGAGAUAGGUGAGCUUGUUUUGAUCUGCAUUUCAGACAGUCAACACCCACAGAACAGUCUCAACUGUAACUUUUGCUCUAUUUUUAAAGGACAUUACAAUGUAAUAACUAUUCACAGGAGUGGAGGUAGUUGGUAGUAGAUAUUUACUGAGCUGCAAAGCCAGUGAGAUAAUUUAGCACAAAAAGAUGAUUUUAACUCAUUCGUUCCCACAACGAUUACAAUGUUUUUGGAUGCAAGUCUCAUGAGAGUUGCUCAGCGGUGAAUAGCAAAGGUCAAUAAGAGUUUGAAUAGCCAAUCGGAGUGCACCACUGUGCUAGCUAUCCACUCUUUUAAUAUAUGGUAUACUAACAUUUGCUAUCUAUUACAAAUAAUUGAUAUCUCCCUAGUCACUAUGAUUGUAUUUACUGCCAAGUUAUUUUUUGAAUGCAUAUCUUUAUAUACUAGACAUAUUAAGAGCAAUUAAAAACAACUAUUAAUUCAAGGAAAAUUACUCUUGCAGGGAAGCUAUGUUUGAUAGAAAUGGAAAUGCCAUCCUUGACUGUAUUGAAAAGACAGGUAAAUGAUAACUUACUAAAACAACUUCACAACAGGUCUCUAAGAGAGAGUUGACGCCCUUUAUUUAGGUUUAAUACUUCCACACUUCUUUUCUGUUACCCCAUCUACAAGGGUAACUUUGAAUUUGAUGGUAGGCCUUGGGACAUGUGAUAAAUAAAUUAUUUUUUCUAUCAUAAAGUUCCUUUUCUUGCACUACCUUGCCAUAUGUUAGUUCUUACAGUUGUUUUAAAUCUCACAUCUUGUUUUGGUCAAGACUUUUAGAAGAAGGAGGCUUUUCACAAAUGAAAGUGACAGCCAUAUGCAACCCUAUGCUUCUAGUAAGUGGCUAUAAGUCAGACAGCAAAAAAGUAUGAUAUUUAAACCUUUGCCAAAUUUGAAGAUAUGUCUGUUUGUAUAGCUCCAAAUGAAUAGUCCUUAAAAGUUUGUUAUUUAAAAAGUAAAGCUUGAAGGAUGUAAGCAAAUCAGUUUGAGUUGUUAUGUGGGACCAUUUAGUUGCUCUGCCUGAUAUCCUUAUUUUUUCCUGUUUUUCAAUGGAAUGCUGCUGAAUAUUCUGCAUGUUCUGUUUCCCUAAUAUGCUAAAUUAGUUAUCAUCUAACCACAUACAUAGUUCUUAGAAAGGCGUUGCCCUUGUCCUGAAAAUUGAUGGCUUAUUAAAACAUACUGUUCCUCUUGUCUUCUUUUAAACAAAGCAGUUGCAGCGUUUUUAUGCUCAAACAGUAUUGGGUCAAGUUAAUCCUUGUAGAGAAUACUUCACAUAAUCAUCCUAUUUUUUCACAAUAAAUGCUCUCCACUUUUUUAAAAUGGUGUAUUGUCUUCAGGCAUGUACCACUCUUGCUCCUAUUUUCUUCUAAAUGGAGUUAUGGUGCAAAAACUAUUUAAUGUCUUUAUAGAGGAUCCUUCAUAACUUUACCUUGGCUCUUGUACUUUAUUUGUCUUUUUUCCCAAGAACGAAAAGGACUUUCGUAGCACACUGGAAAAAAGCCUACAUAUUAUUCUGGAUACACACACACAUUUUAUUAAUUUACAAUUAAAUUUACAGGAAAGGGCAUGCCUGCAACUAGCAAAGGCUAAUCUAGGUGGGCCAUGCCUUAUUAAAAACAGAAAUUAACUAAUAAAGUAGAGGGGAAAGAGACAGUUUUGAAUAACAACAAGAAAAACAAUUACAGUGACAAAAUUUAAAAUAUUAAAGGUACAGCUACUGUUUAUAAAAAUAGUCAGGACAGAUCAGAAGUAUUACCAGGAUUUUACAUUUUGUCUAAUCUCAGAUAAAUCUACAUAAGAGUCUUGUGAACCUAAUAUGUUGAAUAAAAUUUGUUUGAGUUUUCUUUUAAAUGCAUUUUUGGAAAGAUUUCUUAAUGCUUGAGGUAUUGCAUUCCACACUUUUACUCCUAUUCAAGAGAAGGAAUUCGCUUGAAUGAAUAACCUAGAAGGUUUGGUAUAGAAGUUAUUAGAGGCAGAAAUUGUAAGAAUGAACAUAAGAUAUAUCUUGAAAUAGAUCUUGAAUAUUGGAUGGAACUGUUCUGUUUCAAACAUCAAACAUCAAAUUAGCUAUAGAUUCAUAAUAACAAAUUUUAGCGGUAAGAUAUGAGCAUCAACAAAUAAAGGAAUUGCAUUCUCAUUAUGAUCAGAAAAGUAGAUAAAGCAAAGAGCUCGUUUCUGCAACUUUAGGAGCUUGUCAAGGUAAGAUUUACAAGCCUGACCCCAUACUGUCAGACCGUAUGUUAAGUAAGGAGCUAUAAGAGCUUGGUAUAUAUUUAAGAGAGUGUGCAUUGGCAGAAAGUGUUGUAAUUUUGUGACUAAUCCUAUGGUUCUGCUUACUUUAAUGAUUAUAUGGUCAAUAUGGUGUUUCCAAGACAAAUUUUUAUUUAUUUUAGAUAUUUGACAUAAUCUUUAUGCUCCAGAGCUGCCUUCUUGUUCUGUUUGUUAUCAAAUAUCACAAUUUUAGGUUGAUAAGACAGUUUCCUUUGGGCAGGGCAAAAUAUGAUGAAAUUGCUUUUUUUAAUAUUCAAGGUCAAUUUGUUUGCAGUUAACCAAUCAUAUACUUUGUUAAGUUCUUGAUUUAUGUAGAGUUCCAAUGAUUUCAGAUUUUUAUCAGCAAAAAGGAUAUUUGUAUCAUCUGCAAAAAGGUAAAAAUUAAGCUUAUCUGAUGAUUCCUGUAUGUCAUUGAUAUAUAAGAAAAAAAAGCAGUGGGCCUAUAGAACAGAACCCUGAGGCACUCCACAGGUAGAAUCUAACCUUUCAGAAAUAUGAGAACCAAUUUGAGUUGUUUGAGUUCGCCCUUGCAAGUAGAUAAACCUCUCUGUGUGUUUGCCUCUGUAAAACCAGGGACAGCAAUUUUCUUGUUGUCAGUAGUAGUUAGAAAUAGUACAGUGCCAGGCAUAGGAUGUUAUAAAAUUGUUUAUUUACAUUCACUUUAAAUUAAUGGAUCCAUGAUGUAUAAUUACAUUAUUCUUUCCCAUGUGAAAAUAAUUUCCCUCAAACCCUCAUCUUUUUAAAUACUUUAAUGAUUAAAUAAAGAUUAUCAUUUCUUGAGAGCAUUAUGUUUGUUUUAUUCACAAGGUUUUAAUCCCAUAUUCAUGAACAAACAGGUCUUUAGGGAGUUCACAAAACAAAUUGUAACAUGUGACUUAAAACAAUAUCAAGCUCUCAAUAUUUAAUAAUCUGUUCUUUUUGUGGCUCUGAUUUUUAUAAAACCACACACUAUGUACAAUGAUUAAUUUGUUCUAAAGCUUAACUAUUAUGAAAGCUAUAAGGGAAAACUCAUUUUUAAAUGAUUGUCCCCUUAAUACAUUUUACUUGUGUGACACAAGCAGUACCAUUUCUAUACAAUUUGUUUCAUCAGCUGUACCAUACAGUUAUAUCAGGCACUUGCAUUAACUACCCAUUCAACCCUUUAACUCCCAAGAUCUCAUUAGAAAUUCUCCUCACUGUCUGCCAUACAGUUCUUGUGAUGUUAAUUUUGAGAAUUUGGUAUUUGAUCAACUUAUAAUCCACAAUUUAAUAUAUAUUUUUUUUAUUCUCAUCACUUGUCUGCCUGAUAUUGUAUUGAUAUUUUGCAAGGGGAAACUCUGUUUUGGUCACUCAAAAGAAUUAAAUGGUUAAACUCUUAAAUGGAUGGGAGUUUGAGUGUCUUGCCAAGCCAGAAUGUUCAAAAUACAAUUAAGCUAGCCUAGUAUAAAUGUAAGUCUUUGUAUCUUGGCAUGAAUCUCAGUUGUUUUAAUGCAGAUUCCUUUAAUUUUAACCUGCAAUGAGAUGCAAUCUAUUAAAAAAGUAGCCCUGAAUGAAGUUCUUGAGCAAGUAAAUUCAAAACCUAUUUUAAAUUUUAAGCAUGAAUUACAGCUGACCACCUUUCGAAAAACAUUGAAAAGCCUCAUGACAGUAGGAAAGGUCAUGAAUUCAGUUAACACUUCUUGAUUUGAAGUGAAAAGCAUAUUGGCCUAAAAGUGGAACUCCAGUGGGAUAUUUCACCACCCAUUACUCAAUUGGAGUAGAAGUAUUCUCAACAUAUGUUUAGAGAAGCAUUGCUUGCAGCUAAGGGUGUGGUGCAAUUUCUUUGGAAUCUUUAGAUAUACUAAAAACAUCUAGCUAUGAAUGGAAGUUUUUCAGCAAAUGCAAGUUUAUUUCUCCAUAAAUGUUUUCUCUAAGUUACAUAUAUAGAGCUAUUUGAAGUCAGAAAAGACCAAGUAUAAACUGUAUUCUUGAGUAACAUGAAAUUCCUGUCAGUUAUGAUUUUGUCUGCAUCAUGGAUUCAAACCCUUGAGAGUGCUUUACAAAGUAGCAAAUAAACCACAGCUGAUUAUUGUUGGUAAUACCAAAACUGUGCAGCUAUGCUAUUUUUUUUAUAUUUCCUCUCCAACUUUUGGCUCAUUCACUAAUAGUAUAUGUUGAUUAUUCCUCACUACCUUAAAAAGACAACUAUGCCAAGGAAAGAAAUUUUUGAAAUUAGUCAGAAGAUGGUGUUAUUCACAUUAAUGAGCUAGAGAUGUGAUUCUUCUUCUGAACUCUUGCUAUGAGAGAGAUCUCUCCUCUGUUCUUUUGAUAACAACUCCAUUCUCAGUGGCUCUGUGCUCAAGAUAAGCAAGUGCUUCACCCACAGGGCCAUAAGGUACUGACUUGUACACAUUGAAGCCUUUCUGCCCUGUAGUAGUAAAGGAGAAAUUAAACUGGAGUUUUUAAAUUAAACAUGGAUGGAAAAUUGCUCUUGAAUUUGACAGACCUUCCACCCCUUGUGCAGGAGGAAAGGCCUCUUUUCAUAAUAUACAGCAAUGCAUCCCCACAUGAACUCUGACUUUAUUUCAUCAUUUAUGACAGGUAUUCCUGAUUUAAAUCCAUUUUGAUUUUUGCAAUCUUGCACUCUUAGAUUUAUUUUCACCUCAGUUUAAAGGGUUUUGUUCCCUUAUUUAUUUGUUUACUUGAUUAAGGCCAAGAGGUUGCCUUGCAGACCCAGGAAAGCAUUGGUAACAAUGGCAGCACUUCACAGAAGGUGAUUUAA